GCGAGCUCGCGCGGCCGCCGCCGCCUCCGCGGCCGCCCACCCCACCGCGCCGCCGGCGCUGCCGGUCUUGCAGGAGGCCACCGGGGAGGGGCGGCUGAGAGAAAGGAGCGCGAGGAGGUGGAGGCGGCGGAGAAGUGAUGCUGGCGCCGGGGAGCCGGGCAGCGGCAGCGGAGCAGCAGCAUCUUCGGGACCCCGGCUGCAGCGUCCCUGUGGCCAGCGGGCCAGCCGAGCGGCGGGAGACCACGCGCCCCACUGACCCGGCAGAGACGCUUCAGGAACUGCCCAGUCCCAGAGAGGAGGGAUUGCGUGAAGACACCAGCGCUUUUCCAUGAGGCCAGUGUGGAAGUUUUCAUUAUAAGGAGCCUGCCAUUUGCUAAGCAGCAGCUUCUCCUGGCCUGAGCUACUGCACAUCUCCUCCUCAGACAGACUGAGGCCAUGCUUUGUGCUCCACGCCUGGAGUAAGAAGAAGGAGACCCAGCAAGGCUGGUCCAACAGCUUUUUUAAAAUUCCCCAGGUCCCUGUGUUUAUGGAGUCCCUUCUCCGAGAAAAUCAUACAGAAAGAUAUCAGAGUUAAGUGGAAGAUUUAUGAGGCACGGGAACUUCCAUCAGGUUUGGGAGAAAGUAGAGUCAAUGCAGAGAUGCCAGACGGCUACUGAGCCCCAUGGACAGUCCCACCCUCACACUUCUCCAUCAAACUUUAAGCUUUACUAGUAAUAUGCUGCCUUUGCAAAAUGAAAAGAAACUAAUGCCAAGAAGGCAUAUUCUUCAAUAUUGGGAAUAGACGUGCUCUCAAGACAAUGGCUUCCAAGGUCUCCUGUUUGUAUGUUUUGACAGUUGUGUGCUGGGCCAGUGCUCUCUGGUACUUGAGUGUAACUCGCCCUACUUCUUCCUACACUGGCUCCAAGCCGUUCAGCCAUCUGACCGUGGCCAGGAAAAACUUCACCUUUGGCAACAUAAGAACUCGACCUAUAAACCCACAUUCUUUUGAAUUUCUUAUAAACGAGCCCAACAAAUGUGAGAAAAGCAUUCCUUUCCUUGUUAUCCUCAUCAGCACCACCCAUAAAGAAUUUGAUGCCCGCCAAGCGAUCCGAGAGACGUGGGGGGAUGAGAACAACUUUAAAGGGAUCAAGAUAGCCACGCUCUUCCUCCUGGGCAAGAAUGCUGACCCUGUUCUCAAUCAGAUGGUUGAACAAGAGAGCCAGAUCUUUCACGACAUCAUCGUGGAGGACUUCAUUGAUUCCUACCAUAACCUUACCCUCAAAACAUUAAUGGGGAUGAGAUGGGUGGCCACUUUUUGUUCAAAAGCCAAGUAUGUCAUGAAAACAGACAGUGACAUUUUUGUAAACAUGGACAACCUGAUUUAUAAACUGCUAAAACCCUCCACCAAACCAAGACGGAGGUAUUUUACUGGCUACGUCAUCAACGGAGGGCCAAUCCGGGACGUCCGCAGUAAGUGGUAUAUGCCCAGGGAUUUGUACCCGGACAGUAACUACCCACCGUUCUGCUCGGGGACCGGCUAUAUCUUCUCAGCUGAUGUGGCUGAGCUCAUUUACAAGACCUCACUCCACACAAGGCUGCUCCACCUUGAAGAUGUAUACGUGGGACUGUGUCUUCGCAAGCUGGGCAUACAUCCUUUCCAGAACAGUGGCUUCAAUCACUGGAAAAUGGCCUACAGUUUGUGUAGGUACCGCCGAGUUAUCACCGUGCAUCAGAUCUCACCAGAAGAAAUGCACAGAAUCUGGAAUGACAUGUCAAGCAAGAAACAUCUCAGAUGUUAGGAUUUUUACUGGUGUAAAUACAUUUCUUUUCUUUUUUAAGAAAUGAGGCCUAGGGUGUAGGUGUUUUACAGGUGUCACCAGGGGAAGUGAACUGGUGAAGGGGUUUUGUAAAAAGUGCUUUUCUUCCCACUGCUAGUUCCUUUCUUGGAUUACCAAUCUACAAAUGUUAAGCUCUGGUCAGAGAAAUAAUACAUGAGUUAAAAGGGCCAGAUUUCAUUCUCAGGUCCUAAGGUAUUGCAUUUAUCUCAAAAAGCAACUUCCUAACAACCACUACAAUUUACAUACUGUACAUCUGAGAUCAAAAAUCUGGUUCUGGGAAACUGGCACUCACGGUAAUGUCUUCAUAUCAUCUCUGCAAAAGGAAAUAAAUAAGUAAAUAACACUUUUUAAAAAAUAAUUCAGACAUAAUGCACAGUCAGGGAGACACACUGGAUGUGAUUAUUAAUAUUAUGUGUGCUGUUUCAUUGAAUUUUUACCUGUAUUACCAUGGAAUGUAUACAGUAUUUGUAGUUCCAUCAAGAAAUGAACUUAGUGCUGGCAGGAAGGCUGCAGUUAAAUAAAUGGGAAUUUAAACUUGAGAAUCAAAUCUUCUCUAUGUUCGGAAGACAACUCUGCUUGCUCAUCCAAGAAUUAAACCUAGUCAGCGGGUGGAAUGUAUAUAAAAUGCUACUUAACAAAAUAAACAGGAGAUUUUUUUUUUUUUUUUUGGCUCUUUCAGAACAAACAUAACCCGGUGCCUCCAAGGAGACUUUGCCAAACGUAAUCUCACCUGCUUUCCCUCCAUACCAUGUUGCUAAACACAUUGGAAAGUUUCUGGCUCAAGCAGGCACAUGUGUAGAAGUAAGUUGAUAGGAGGCCAAAAGAACAAUAAAUACCAUGGAGAAAAUACAAAUUUAUACAUGCAUUAUAAUUAACACAAACUCAGCACUGGCGUAAGGUGCACCUUCUGUACAUUUGCAAAGCACGUGAGAAAAUAUUUUAAUGGGUAGCAAUGUUAUUGAAGGAUUUAGCCCUACUGUUGAUAGAUAUAAUCUCUCCAACAUCCAAAACAGCCAAGUAUCUCUAACGGUGAUGCUGUUCGGGGGUGUUCUGGAAGCUCUGUGAUUGAGGUUUACGGAAAGGAAGGAUGGAUAAGUUUGGGUUCACAUUCUUGAUGCCAUCCCAUGGGUCACGUGAGCAGGCAUCCUCACCUGGCUGUGCUUCACUCUGCUCACUUAUAAAAAGGUUGGGAAAAACACCUACCUCACAGGUGCUGUGAGAGCAAAUCGCAUUUGCUAAGUAUUUUGAGAUCCUUAGUUUCAAAGGUGCUACUUAAUGCAACGUAUCCUGCAUUAUGCUAAAUGCUAAAAUAAUCGCAUAAUCACAGUGAUGGCCACUAGGAGUAGUAACACCAUCUUAAUGUAAAAUCGGCCAAAAUAAAGAUCAGAUAUGAAUUAUUAGUGCACCUGAUUCUUCUAAGAUUUUGACUUUUCCUUGAGUAUGCUGGGUAUUUGGGUAGGCUUCAAUUUCUCUGUCAUUUCUUCUGGUUUCAACGAGUCAGUUAUUACUUCAGUGCGUUGCCUUGCUAUCCCAGGGUGCUGAAAGGGAAAGCAGCUGCCUUUCUUUGGGGAGGAGCCUCUGGCUGGGGGUCCAUUGCAGUCACUGAAGCACAUGCUUUGCAAAAUGUAUCACAUCAACUUAGAUCUCAGGAAACAUUUGAUCUGAAUUCUCAGUAAGAGCUUUGAGGACUGGUAGAACUAGUCUGCCUCUAGCAGAAGACUAGACACUUGGCUAAGCCCUACACCACACAUUUCUACUAUUCAUUAUAAAACUUCUGUUUCUUUUCAUUCAAAGAAAACUCCACAACUGAAAAAGCAUACUCUUUUUUUUAACCUGACUUUUGCAAGCUCCCCUAGCAGUUGAUAGCAAACAUGCAGACCAAAUGUACAAAUGGAAGUCAUGGUUUAUUUCUUGAAAACACUGGAUGUCUUCUCUCCAGCCCAAGAGAACCCAAUAGGAGACAGGCCUUCCUGUCCCUUAACUCAUCUUCAUCUCAAGUCAGCAGGACUGCUGGGUUUGAUUAGAAAACAGCAUUAGGUAGCCCGGGGAGAGAUGGAUCCGCACAAGGCGAGCCACCCUCCAACCCCCAACCCUCAACUGCUGUGAGUCCCAAUCACUGGGAAAGUCUCAUGACUUUGAACUUGGUUCGCCCGUCAAGCGUGUAGUUGAAUCAAGCCUCAGUCUCAUACCAACAUCUUGCAUUUACCUUAUGCUCAGUCAAGGCACCUUCAGUGUCGAGGAAUUGCACAUUAUUAGCAUUGUAUGUGUACAUCUGUGAAUUAUUUUAUGUGUGUGUGUGAGUACAUUAUGAAUAGAGCCCUAAUCUUUAAAAGGAGCAAAAAUCAGAAAAUCAUGUCUUAAAGGACUGUUUCCUAACUUUUUUAUGCUAAGUAGUACCCACGUGAUGAACAUGUAAAUAUUCAUUGAAGACCAUGUGUAUAUAUUUUAAAGGCACUUUUUUUUCUCCUCAGCUGUACGUAUAGCUAGAAUCUGCUUGCUAUGGACAUUUUUCUUCUGCAUGGAGCUUGGUGAGACAAAGCCAUUUGUCCUGUGUUUCAAUAGCCUAAAGCAUGUUUACCCUUUGUUUUUGGAAUGUUCCAGAAAUGGUUAAGUCAAGUAAUCAGGAAAAAGCUCUAAUUUUCUACUGUUGUUAGUUUUAUGACACUGGCCAAAUGAUGGUUUCAAUUCUUUGUGAAGCUAUUUUUUAAUUUAUGAUCAAUUUCUUUGACAUAAAAUGGUGUUUCACACAGCAUUGUACCAGAAGUCAUUCAGACAGUGUCUACAAAAACCUUCUGACUGUCCCCCCACCUGUUUUUUCUUCAUUUUGCAUUGGAUAACAAAAAGUAUUAAUAACUCAUGUCUCUACUCUUAAAUCUCCAUUUAAAAUUUUAUUUUUGGAAAAAAAACUUUUGAUCUUUGGUGGCUAGUUUGUGUGGCUUUGUGUCUUCUGAUAUUGGAGCAAAUGCAGGUUUCAAUAUAUAUUAUUGUAUUUUUAAAUAACCAGAAUCAAAAAGUGAAGAUCAUUUUCAAUUUGGAAUAAAUUCAGAAGAACAAAACCCCUUUGCAUGAUAUGAUGUGGGGAGAAGAAACUCUUUACAGAGAAGCUAAGGAAGGAGUUUUUUCAAUCAAAUCUCUUCUAUCAAAAGACAAUGGAAUAUUUACAUAAAGCAUCUGGGAUUCAUUUUCUAUCUUUCCUAAUAAGUGGGUUUAGUGGGGGAAUUGAUUAUGUCAUUUCUUCUGUAAAGGUGAAGACAGUUUUUAUAAGCAACAAAGUACUUGUGAAUGAAAGAAGUAAUUUACUAGAAACACUUGUGGAUGAUAAUUGACAUUUAGGUAUAUCAUUAUAUAUGAAUGAUUGUAUUUAUGUAUUUAUUUGUCAGAAUUGUACAUACUCUUUCAACAAACGUAAUUGUCUGUAAAAAUGCACUCUUCAGGUUUGUAGGACUCCUUAGGGUUACGUGGGUUGCCAAUCCAGCUGCUAAUCAGAAUACUAUUUUUUGUAUCAAUGUUAUAAAACUGAAAAAUGACAAAUAGAUGCAGAAAAUGUCUCUACUUUCAGUUUCUUCACCUUCCUCGUGAAAUGUAAACUGUUGAUUGGAAGCACGAUGCUAAUGUAUAAGCCCAUCUGUCAUGAGGAAGACUAUGGUUCCAUAAAGCUGAUUUUUUUAAACCUUUGGGACAAAUAAACAGAAGGAGAACAUAUUUUCCACUUUGCUUCUUUUCUGAAAGUGUCUUUGGUGAGAGUUGAUCACUGAAAUGAGCCGAUGUCCUGUCGUAUUUUAACCUUCCCUACAACCUCAGUACAGGUGACAGUUCAAAUCAUUUGGAGCUUGUCCACAAGAGCCCAGGGCAACUUAACAGUCAACUCAGAGAUAACUUGGUCUAGUGAACCAUGGGCUACUCCAAGAGUUAUGAAAUUAUUAUUUCCCUUGCCCCUUGGCGACCUCACGGAAGUCUGUGACCAAUUCUAUAGGUGGAAUAUGCCAACAAAUUCCAAUCCAGAGAGCGUUAUACUGAUAAUGUGCUUGAUGCAUUAGGACAUGUCACAUCUAAAGCAAAGCUGUCAUUCUUAUGUUUCAGCCACAGAGAGCCUUUGGAAUAUUGCAUGCUCUUUUAAAAAUUUGAUGGGGAACCAGGAAAGUGCUGUUCAGGCGUUCUUCACCUGUAGACGCUGAUGCCUGACCUUGCAAGCUAGAGACUAAUAGCUGUUUCAGAGACAAAAGUUCCUGAUCUAGCUAAAUACGUCUUCACUGUUUAACAGAAAUCUAACUUGGGAUUUUCUGCCCUGUGCCUUGGCGCUCAAAAAGGUGAAGUCUAUCGGGUAAGCUGAAAUGCGAGCAAAUGAAAUAUGUAGAUCUGUAUUCAGUGUGACUUUUUAAAAGGACCAGUGUCAAGCACGGUGUUCUAAAAGUAUGGCCUCAGACCAGGAGCAUCGGUGUCAGGUGAGAAUUGGUUAGAAAUGCAAAUUCUUGGGCCCCACCAGAAACUUGGGGGUGUGGCUCGGCAGUGUAUUUAACAAGCUCUUUAGAUGAUUCUGAUGCACCCUAAGGCUGCGAACACUGAUGAAGAGCAGGAGCUGGCAAACUGCACUCUGCGUGCGAACCGCAUCGAGCCUGCCGCCCACAAGCUGAGAAUGGAUUGGUGAUGAACAUUUGCAGUGACUCGAGGAUGGGAGACACAUUGAACUCCAGUGAAGCAAAAUGUUACCCCAACAGGAAGGACUCUGCUUUUCUCAUUAGUAGGAAAAGUUUGCUGACCUCUGACUUAGAGAAACAAGAAAACAUCUGAUAAGGGUGCUGCAUACGAAUUCCUCCAGUUGUAAAUGAGCAGUCACAUCAGUAAAGCAUACUGGAAUGGUCUCUGUGCAGCCAGGGAAGUGACAAUGGAGUCCUGAUCAUGAAUUGCAUUAAAAACCAACAGCUGCAUAUAUUUUAAAAAUAUUUCCCUUUUCUCGUUCAGAGUGAUUUUUUAAAAUUGUAAAAGCUUGAUUUUAAUUGUAACAAUUACCCAAAGCUUAAUUAAUAUAUUGCUUAAAGAUGUGUGGGUACCGGACCUAAGAGGGUGGGUUUCAUAUAGCUUGAUUAUCAUAAUUACAAGCAUUCUAUUUUCUCAUUUACUUAAUUGAUUGUCAUAGCUUUCCAGAUGAAUUCAUGCUGCUGGAAGAGAAUUGAAUACAUUUCUGAGAGGGGGGAUAAUACCCAGAAAUGGGGCUGUUUAAAAAAGCGAAGUGUCCCAGAAUAUAACCCAUGUGAGCAUGAAAAAUUGCCCUUGAUAAUAUCUCCUUACCUCUUUGCUGGUUAAAAUAGGCAUUUUCGUGAGAUGAGAGAGAAAUGAAAGAAAAAGUGUUAUUGAUUCAGCUACAUCUAUAAUAACCCUGGCCCCACUGUCUCUUCAUCAGAGGUGCCCAGCGCUCAAGAAACAUUUUCCAUUUAGUUUUCCUUAUAGAAUCUAUUAGUCUGGGACAUUAUGUCGACUAUUUGUUAUGCCUUUUGCAAUGACCUCAGUCCUCACCUGGAGGGAGCGUGGCAUGAGAGGUGAUUUAUUCUCUCUCUCAGGUUUAUUCCAGAACGUUUACUCAGCAGUGGCUGCUUGAAACGGCAGGCUGGGCACACUUACGUGUGGCGGCUUUGUGAUGAAGACUGUCUCUCAGCAGAGACAAGGAUGACCUCAUCUAGCAUGAGCUUUCAGGUGAUGCUGAUGCAGCUUGUUCGUGGACGCCCUUAGUGUAAGUGUGGCCUAAUCAUCGUCUCAGAAUGUGACCAUUCAGAUUAGCAGUCUGACCUCUUGAGGAACAACAAUUAGGGUGGGGAAAAAAGAAGCUUUUUUUGGCAUGAAAUCAGAAACAAGGUGGUCCCUCCUAGAUAAAGAACCCAGUAUUUAUUAUUGGUACCACUUUGGAAUUGAGGAAUCCAGGGGUCAAAGUAAGUGCCUUUUCCAGGAUCAAAAAAUUGAUAACCAGAAAGAGUAUUCAAACCCUAGUUCUUUUGACUGGAGUCCAAAUGCUUUUUUUCCAUUAUAUCAUACUAUUCUCCAUUCCAUUUGUAAUUUUGGAAACAAAAUAGGGGGAAACCCUGGUUUUAAAGGUUAGAAGUAACAUUAUAUCCAAGACCAAAUGGGCAGUCAGUGCUUGAAGUAAUAAACAAGCUUGGAAAGUCAGCAUGAAAAAAAAACAAUUCAGAGUCCAGGUACUCAGCCCAAAGAGUAUGCAGAUAGCUGGGAAAAUGGCCUCAGAAUCUAGGCAAGAGUCAAAGAAAUAGGUUCAAAGCAUCCAUCAGAAUUACUUAGUAUUAAAAAACAGAACCAGAUUUUUCGGGCAGGAACGCUCCUUCAGGAGUCCUUAUAACUGCCAUGCGCUGGGUUGGCUACAGGCUCCUCAGAGGGAGGGCGGUGCCUCUACUUUGAAUCUGGAAGUAACCUAGGUCAGAUGCAGCCACAAAUAAAUGUUUUUCAACAAGAACACAAAGAACACUUUGCAAAGGCUUUGCAUAUGCUUUUUUAUUUCCAAGUCAAACAAAAGGAGGCGAAAAUGACUCUAAAGUAACAAAGGAGAAGAAACAAUGAGAACUGUAAGAGGAGACCAGGGCAAAGAGCAGGAAGAAAGGGAGGUCCGAGAACAGAAAGCAGUGAUUCAAGUGAGACAGAAAAUGAGCUAGAGAAGAAACAGGAAGGGAACAGGGAGGCUCCCCAGAGGCAGUUGUCAAUCGUGCUUUUUUCUAAGUUAUGCUGAGCAGACAUUUUGGGAAGUGCAGCAGUAACUCAGGCGGCGGGCUGCAGUAUUGUCUGCUGGGCGUCCAUCUGUACAGGCGCGUGUUGUCACAGACGAUCAGGUCAGAAGUCCUACCCAGGUCUUGUUGGGCUAAGAUCAGAGUGUUGGCAGGUCUGUGUUCCUUCUGGAAACUCUGGAGAAGAAUCAAUUUCCUCGCCUUUUCCAGCUUCUAGAGGCUGCCCACAUGCCUUGGAUUAUGGCCUCUUCCGCCAUCCUCAAAGCCAUCAACUGCAGUGAUGCUCAGAGGCUGGAAUAGAGAGAAAUUGGGAUGAGUUGCCAACAUGCCACUGGGAUUUCUCCCAGAACAGAAGAAUCUCAAAAUAACUUUUGCCACUGGUCCCCUGUGCGGCCCACAUCAUUAGGACUGAUGGAUCAGGUUGCCAGGACUGAUGGUUCCUUCUCUCCUGGCUCUGUUCCCUGCAAUUUUAGAAACAGUCAGCCUCAGAAGUCAUCAGUAUAGGCACCUGGCUAUUUUGAAAUAUCUUCCACAGAUUCUCAAAUCCCCACCAGAGAUUCAUCAUUUAGAUCCCGGAGGCUGGCUUACCUAGCUUCACGUACGUUCUUCCUCUGACCUAAGAAGCUCCCUUCUCCUCCCUAAUCGGACCAAGCCCUACUUAGGACUAGCUCCGUGGAUUAACUGAAUGUCAUUUCUUCAAGGAAGCCAUACUUGAAUACUCUUCACAGCACUGUCAAAUACAAUAAAUAAAGUUUACUUAUUAAAUACAAACAAAAUAAAUAAAGUUUAAAAAUGUUGCCUGAUUAUCAAUUAAGAA
This is a messenger RNA of Camelus dromedarius (Arabian camel), 9356 nucleotides long. RefSeq names its product beta-1,3-galactosyltransferase 1 (gene B3GALT1). Bases 798 to 1778 code for a protein of 326 amino acids. The record is from RefSeq and is a predicted model, not a curated record. Gene Ontology annotation, molecular function: N-acetyl-beta-D-glucosaminide beta-(1,3)-galactosyltransferase activity. NCBI's taxonomy places the organism in Eukaryota, Metazoa, Chordata, Mammalia, Artiodactyla, Camelidae. Gene Ontology annotation, cellular component: Golgi membrane. The transcript is spliced from 11 exons.